Gaeumannomyces tritici R3-111a-1 is the source of this 2387-nucleotide messenger RNA. RefSeq names its product quinate permease. The record is from RefSeq and is a predicted model, not a curated record. Gene Ontology annotation, biological process: carbohydrate transport; transmembrane transport. The transcript is spliced from 4 exons. Gene Ontology annotation, cellular component: membrane. NCBI's taxonomy places the organism in Eukaryota, Fungi, Ascomycota, Sordariomycetes, Magnaporthales, Magnaporthaceae. Gene Ontology annotation, molecular function: carbohydrate:proton symporter activity. Bases 546 to 2213 code for a protein of 555 amino acids.
GUCGAGCCCGGGAGCAAAGGCGGUGAUGGCCUCGAACCACACACCGGCUAGCCGCUGCCUCUAUCUGCAGGGGGGCAGGAUGGCCGCACGCGGCGGCGGUUCGGAUGGGGAACAAUAUGUGGGGGAGAGGAGAAGGUGGGGGACCCGCGGGGACGAAAGGUCGGAGGCACCAAUCAGCGCCUUCUCCCCUCACGCCGGUUUUUGGGUCCGGGGUUAUUUCCAUAACGUACACCACCACACCACAUACCGCAAAUCUGACGCGGGUGACGAUGGGCGGGCCCGGUUACCACCCGUUACCCGGGCGUGCAUGGAAGUGCCGUCCUCGAGAGGGCGGGCGGAGAGGAGAGGAAGAAAAAUCUUGCAUGACCCCUGCUUGCUGAUGGGCGGCGGCGGCGCGCGGAGUCGGCGGCCGACGCUGGCUCUACUUCGGCCGUUUAUAAGGACUGUAGCCUACCCUGAGUGACCCGACACAGCGGUUCCUGCUCAUCUUUUCGAGCUUUGUCAUCUCGUAUAUCUCACCUGUGGAUUCUGCUUCGCACCCUUUUAUGGUGCAGGGCAACAUGUCAGACCGAACCGUGGACCAGGAGGCCGGCGUGGCCCCCAAGAACAGAUGGAGCACUGUGAUACAUAACCCAAAGAUCAUCCUGAUCGCUUUUUUCGCCUCCUUCGGCGGCUUCGAGUAUGGCUACCAACAGGGCGUCCUCGGCCAGUCUCUGGUUAUGCAUCGUUUUGUCGACAACUUCCCCUCGGUCGUGUCGUCUCCCAGCGCCACCGGCUGGCUGACUUCGGUCCUCCAGCUCGGUGGUAUUCUCGGGUCUCUGACCUCGGGCGUCCUCGGGGAGGUCUUUUCUCGCAAAUACACCAUGUUCAUGGCGUGCUGUUGGGUCGUCCUGGGUAGCUACAUGUACUGCGGGGCCAGCUUCCAUAACCCGUCGCUUCUCUACGCCGGCCGGUUCUUCACUGGCGUUGGCGUUGGUACCUUCAGUGGUGUUGGGCCCCUUUAUAAUGCAGAGCUUUCCCCGCCCGAGCUUCGCGGUUUCCUCGUUUCUUUCUACCAGUUCGCGACGAUUCUCGGCAUCAUGCUUUCCUUCUGGAUCGGCUAUGGAAGCAACAAUAUUGGCGGCACUGGCGAGGGCCAGUCCAACCUGUCGUGGAUGCUCCCGUCGAUAAUACAGGGCAUCCCCGCCGUCAUGCUUGCCUUUGGCAUCUGGUGGCUGCCGUUUUCGCCGCGUUGGCUGGCCAGCAAGGGCCGCACCGACGAGGCGGCAAAGACGCUCGCCUACCUCCGUAAGCUGCCCGUCGAGGACGAGCGCGUGCAGGUCGAGCUCAAGGAGAUCCAGGCCGAGGUCCUGUUCGAGCGCCGCGCCUUUGCCAAGAACUUCCCGCAGCUGGCCGAGAAGGAGAAGACGUCGGUGCUGUCGCGCGAGUUUGCGCAGUACUACCAGAUCCUGCGCAACUGGGACAGCUUCAAGCGCGUGUCGACGGCCUGGCUGGUCAUGUUCUUCCAGCAGUGGAGCGGCAUCGAUGCCAUCAUCUACUACGCCGCCAACGUGUUCCAGAGCCUCGGCCUGACCGGGAGCACGCAGGCGCUGCUGGCCACGGGCGUGACGGGCGUCGUCUUCCUGGUCUGCACCAUCCCGGCCAUGCUCAUCAUCGACAACGUCGGCCGCAAGCCCAUGCUGAUCAUCGGAUCGCUGGUGAUGCUGGCGACCAUGGUGAUCCCGGCCAUCAUCGUGGCUACUUUCGGCCACGACUGGGUUGCGCACGCGAAUGCCGGUUGGGGCGCCGUUGCCAUGAUUUGGAUCUACGUCGGCGCCUUUGGUGCCACCUGGGGACCUGUGUCGUGGACCCUCGUAUCCGAGAUCUUCCCGCUGUCCAUCCGCGCCAAGGGUGCGUCGAUUGGCGCAUCCAGCAACUGGGUCAACAACUUCGCCGUCGCCUUCUUCGUCCCUCCCAUGUUCGACACGUGGAAAUGGGGGACUUAUAUCUUCUUCGCCGUGUUCCUCGGGGGUGGUAUCGUUUGGGUCUGGCUUUGCCUUCCCGAAACCAAGGGAACUACGCUCGAGGACAUGGACCGCGUUUUCGGCAGCCGCACCGGCGAGGAGGACGCCCUUCUUCUCGCCCAGGCCCGCAGGGACGUCGGUCUCGACGGCGGCGACGAGUCGGGUAACGAGAAGGAGGUCAGCGCUGGUGUGUCGGAGCUCAAGGCGUGAAGGUACCCACUCAGAGCGGCGUGAGUGCUCUCGAGAUGCAAUGUGGUGGUGUACUAGUAUGCUGCUUGGGGUCGCAGGAAAAGGGGAGCAACAUGCUUGGUUGGGACUAGCGUCUUUUCGGACUAGCUCAGAUAGGCAAUCUACGUAAUUCAUCCAUCUCAAUUGGCUGCCCAA